AUGACUACAAAACCUUCUCUCUCCACCACCACUACCACCACCACCACCACCGUGCUUGAAACUGCAGCGGCUAAAAUAACUCCGGAAAUGGACCCAAAAUCCGUUUCCGAGACUCAAAGUUUUUUCAAGGUUAUGAGUAGUGGCGCUCCCGUUCCUGAAAACUGCAACACCGAUGGCUUCUUUGAUUCUUUCCUUCGGCAUUUCAUCAAAGUCGAUCAAAUCCAACCUGGUCGAAUCUCUUGUACUCUUGUCGCCAAACCACCUCUCUGUAAUGGCUAUGGAACACUGCAUGGAGGGUCUGUUGGGGCAUUGGUUGAGGUUCUGUCAACUGCUUGUGCUAGAACUGUUGUUGCUGAGGACAAACAACUUUUUCUUGGGGAAAUUAGCAUCUCUUAUCUCUCUGCCACUCCAAUAAAUGAAGAAGUGGUAGCUAAUGCUUGUGUGGUGAAGAGUGGAAGAAAUUUAACUGUAGUUGCACUUGAGUUCAAAUUGAAGAAAACUGGAAAUUUGCUUUAUCUCACUCAUGCAACCUUCUUUAACAUGCCGGUUUCCAACUUAUGA
Vicia faba (fava bean) is the source of this 561-nucleotide messenger RNA. NCBI's taxonomy places the organism in Eukaryota, Viridiplantae, Streptophyta, Magnoliopsida, Fabales, Fabaceae. The record is from the annotation of a GenBank genome assembly.